This is a messenger RNA of Osmia lignaria (orchard mason bee), 4826 nucleotides long. RefSeq lists its product as uncharacterized. Gene Ontology annotation, cellular component: plasma membrane. The record is from RefSeq and is a predicted model, not a curated record. Lineage: Eukaryota; Metazoa; Arthropoda; Insecta; Hymenoptera; Megachilidae. Gene Ontology annotation, molecular function: protein binding.
GCACGUUGUUCCAGCGGACGUUCACACGCGCCUUUCCAUCGGUUGCCAAGCCGGCUCGGCUAUCCUCGCAGCGGACGAGACACUUCGUACAUAGGCCGGUCGUUCAACGUGGCCGAUCCUUGGACAUGGUGAGGGGGCAUGUUGAUGUGUCGGCGGUUGCUGCUGAUCGCAGCCGCGAUCACGGCCUCGAUCGAGGCUGGCUCCGCUAGUUACCAUCCUGGAAUAUCCUCCGACUAUUCCGGAUAUCCUGGUUACCCGGUCUAUCCGAGCCUGACGUCGUCCGAGUCCUCGUCGAGUGUGACCACCACGCCGACGACCAGCCUGGAGAAUGUGCCCGUCUGCAGGCCGUCCGAGUACCUGUGCGGCACCGGGAACUGCGUCGCUCAGGACAAGUACUGCGAUGGCGAAGAUGACUGCGGCGACAAGUCCGACGAGCCGAGAUACUGUAGCCCGUGCAAUAGAACCUUGUACGGUGACGUUGGCCGGACCUACAGAGUGGAAGUACGUCGGCCAAGGGAGGAUCGACUGCCGUUCUUGUGCCAUCUGAACUUCACCGCCGCCGGUUCUGAUCUAGGAGACCUAGUUCAGCUAACAUUCGACACGUUCACCGUCGGACGAUUCACAUCGUUCACGUCGGAGGGCUGUCCGGAUGGUUACAUGACCAUCCGUGAGGAGGGUCGUCCAGCGACCGGAGGGCAAUGGUGCGGUAGCGCGUGGGGAUACACUGUUUACUACAGCGAAACGCCUUCCAUCAAUUUGACGCUGUAUUUGCUGCGACUGUCCGAGCAGGGUAUCGGCUACAAUUUCGACUUCAAAUUGUCGUACAAGUUCCUCAGACGUAGCGAGGCUCAUCUCAGAUACGGGAAUAGCAGCAUGUCCACGUGGCGAGGAGAGCUGGUGAACGGCACCUACUGCGACCGUGUCCUCACCAAAUGCGACAUCAGAGCCUGUCGACUUCAAUCGCCGAAUUAUCCCGGUGUUUAUCCCAGAAACGUGACCUGUUAUUACCGGGUGGAACAGAAUCGAGCACCGCCCGGACACCGGCCUUUGCUGGCUGUGAGUCAACGGAACAGUCAUAAAAUACACAUUAAAGAUCAGGUCGUGAAGUACGAUCGCAGUCAGAGGAUACUCAGAGUCUGGGAUGAAUGCAACGUGGUGCAAGAUUAUUUGACGGUGUACGAUGGUGGUUCGACCACCGACAAGGUGUUGGUUAGGCUUUGCGGAGGAGACGCCGUGCCGGAUAUCGUUAGCAGUCACAACACGAUGCUCCUAGAGUUUCACACGUCCCCCUACGACAAUCCUUUUCAUCCGGUUCCUCUGUCGUUUCUACCGGGCUUUGAGCUCGAGGUUCAGGUGCUCUUCGUGGACGAGAAAUCGAGAAGUUUCGUGAAGGAGAACAACAAUUGCGAUUUUUAUAUAUCCAGCGAAGAAAGUUUAUCAGGUGUCGUGGAGAAUCCUAAGCACUCCUUACCUCCAAACACGACCUGCCGUUAUCACUUCCAAGGCAAGCCGAACGAAAUCGUUUGGUUGUCCUUUGUCAAAUAUUAUGCUGCCACUGCUGAUGCCGCCUCAAGCAUCGACGUUGCUUCGGACUGUAACGCGAAGCUUCUCAUAUGGGACGGUGAUCACACGAUAGAUAAAUUAGUUUCCAUGCGUAAGAAUAUUACACUGAUGGGGCAAUUCUGCAAGGACGACACUCCUCGCUUAUGCGAUCACAGCCUGCUGCGAAACGGAAGUCGUCACGCGAGGCCUUGCAGUCUCGCGGAGAGCUACGUAUCCAGCGGCAGGGAUCUAACCCUGGAACAUAUUCUACAUCAAGGAAGUGCACUUUAUCCGAUAAGCUUUGUACUGCGAUACGAGUUCGUGCACGAGUCGGCUUCGUGUAACCACGUGUUCGGUCCCUCGUCGACAUCAUCCACGUCUUCCACGUCCUCAUUAUCCUCCUCCUCUUCAUUCUCGUCGUCCGCCAAGUUAGGGAAAUUCGCGUCGCCGAAAAGUGUGUUCUUCUAUGGACGCGGUGGUGCGCAAAACGUUAGCUGUGUGUAUCGUUUCGAGGCCGAGCCAGAUCACAGGAUAGAACUGUCUGUAACGAGAGCCUCGUUCGGAGAGAAAGGAUGUUCCUCGUACGUGGACCCGUUGGUGAAUAGGUGGACCUGCGACCGACGGGUCGUCGACGCAAUGAAAAUAGGCACCGCGGAGCUGGUCGUCGCCGAGUAUCCCUGGCAAGGGGUUGAACUGGUCCGCGACUGUCUGUGUUCGAACGUCACCGAAAGGAUCCUGCUGAGGACUCUAACAUCCAACGUGGUUGAAGUUCGGUUCACGGUAACGCUGAUGAACGUCACCCAAGACUACAAGGACUUCUUCUUCGAGGGAGAGUACCGUUUCGUUCCGUUAGGUGCGGAUACCAGCGAGCAAGGAUGUUCCACGAAACUGGAGGAACGCCGUUUACGCGGGACCAGCGGUGAAAUAUCCCUUCGAAGUCCGCUUCCGCGAGUUCUUCCUGGCGUGGCCGCGGUCGAGGAGAUCCUUACCAACACGGAGGACUUAACCGCGACCCAGUGCGUGAACGAGCCGUGGCUGAUCGAGCCGGAAGACGCGAGGAUCAACUAUUUGUACUUGAGGACCACCGGGUACAGCAUCACUCUGGACAACGUUGAAGAAUGCACCACGUUGAAUCGCAUCGUCGUUUACUCGGCGGCUAACACGAGGGAUCGCAGCGUAAUUUGUCCGGAGGGUGGUGUCGACACCGCUAGAACGGUGGACUUCUUCUCCGGGGGAUGGAAUUACAGCGCUGUGAACGCCAGUGUGGCAAUGGCGCAACAUUCCAGGAGCUUCGUCGUGGAAUUUCUUCAAAGAGAGCCUGGUUUCUACGCUGUUACGUGGAUGGCCAUUUCCAAGAGAUCCCCUAGCCCUAGCGUCGGGCCAAACGUUUUUACGAUAUUACCCCAUGAAGAUUGUCCUUACAGAUGCCCGGAGAUCCAGGCUUGUAUCAGUUCAGUUUUAUGGUGCGACGGUAUUCGUCAUUGUCCUUCCGGCUUCGACGAAGAGGAGGCCAACUGUUCUUAUCGUUUCGGGGUGACGUUGCUUUACGUGGCCGUGGGCGCCGGUGCUCUAGGUAUAUUUUUGAUCCUUCUACUUGCUACCGGCUGCCUCAAGUACUGCCUGUACCGACACAAGGCUCGGAAGAAAAAAAAGAACGUCGCUCUGAACGUGAACCAUCUCCACGUGAAUCACACCCAUCACAACAACGGUCUUACCGGAAGCCGGCUUAGCGGACGGUACAACCUCGCCACACCGCAGGAGAUGUAUCUGGAGAAUUACGGGAAGGAUAGUAUUUGUUGACAAUACGCCAUCAUCGCCAAUAUCGAGACCACCGUGUGAAUAUACAGGAUUUUUAAAUACGCCUACCUCGCUGGCCUCUUUAAUUCCCUUGCGAAGAGAAGAAAGAAAAGUAAAAGGAUACCAGACGACGUAUUCUGUCGACUGAAUGUUCCCCAAUUUGGUGGCGCGUGAAUGCGCGUGAAAAUAUGUACGCAAUAAUCGUAUUAAAUUCCGUAGACCAAUUUGAAGGCAUUUAACGGACGAGCGGGUACAGAGUUCUUCGAAUCUUCCGACGAUGAUUUACCUUUUGUCGAGACGUAAAUAACCAUGUACUUAUAUCGAACAAAUGGUAAAUGAAAUCGAUGAAAAGUUCGAACGCUCGUGUAUAUGGUUCUCAUGAUAAAAACUGCGGUAUCAAGUAGCUCUAGGAGAACACGUUUUCUUUUUUUUUUUUUUUUUUUUUUUUUUUUUCUAGGUUUAAAGCAACGCGUGAAAACGAGAAGCAUACAGAGCGUGAGAGAACUAUAUAGUAGAAACUAAGGGAAGAGAAGAAUGCGAGAUACGUACGAGUAUAUGCUUUUAAAACGAUGUAGGGAAAAAACUUGUAAUUUGCAUCGGGAGAGAAUUUUUUAUUACGGUCGGUUGCCGAACGAGUGCCACAAACGUCCACGACGAGAAACGACGCAGAACAGAAUUUGGCGAAGAGAAGAAGAUGAAGAAAGAAAACGGCCGGUCCUAGUACAAAGUCCUAUAAACGAUAUUACAUAAAUCGCAUGUGAACAUCGGGGGGAAAAACGGAACUGAAAGAAAUGAAACACGCUGUGAUGUACUGGAAAAAAGAGAGGAAAGAAAACACGCCAGAAGAAGAGAGGAAAACAUUUUUAAAAAGUCCAAAAAACAAACAAAAAAAGUGAAGAGAAUUAUUUCCACCGAUAUUUGUCAGUUUUUUUAAAUCCGUUUUACUCUAUAAUUUUUAUAAUUAAUUAUCGGGUUUAAACGAUAUUCAUAUGCAAUUUAUUCUAAGGAUCACGACCAAAAUCAACCAACGCAUUAUCACGAAAUCCUUCCGAAUCGUUUUUAUUAAACCGAUCGGUGUAAUCUGCGUCGAUCCGUCGAUAAUUCCAUCGUUUUUUCUAAGAAAUACGGAACCACCAUUUAUGCGUUAACGUAAGAGUAUAGCUCGAUACAGUUCCUUUCGGAUCAAUUGAUUUUCAAUUUGAUGCCGGGUCAGCCUAUACUCCUGCGUUAACUCGCGAGAACGUAAAUCUAUCCAGAUUUCAUAAGUACAUUAACGAAGAUGAUAUAACAUAUAGUUAAAUCACACAUGUAACCCUAGGUUUGAUAUCGAUGCGCGAGGCUUGACUGGGAAUGUAGAGAUCGAUGUAUAGUUGAUUAUCAGUUUAAACGAAUGCGAAAAGAAACGAAGAAGAGAAGACGGGAACGACAACGCAUACAUUGUAACCCUAUUACGAAAGUGUUAAAUUACUAAAAAAAAAAAAAAAAAA